This is a messenger RNA of Protobothrops mucrosquamatus (brown spotted pit viper), 858 nucleotides long. RefSeq names its product RAB40C, member RAS oncogene family (gene RAB40C). Gene Ontology annotation, molecular function: GTPase activity; GTP binding. The transcript is spliced from 6 exons. Gene Ontology annotation, biological process: intracellular signal transduction; protein localization to plasma membrane. Lineage: Eukaryota; Metazoa; Chordata; Lepidosauria; Squamata; Viperidae. The coding region runs from base 1 to 858 and encodes 285 amino acids. The record is from RefSeq and is a predicted model, not a curated record. Gene Ontology annotation, cellular component: synaptic vesicle; endosome; plasma membrane.
AUGAGAGGGAGAAUGGGAACCCAGGGCAGCCCUGUAAAAAGCUACGAUUAUCUGCUGAAGUUUUUGUUGGUUGGCGACAGCGACGUGGGCAAAGGAGAAAUCCUGGAGAGUCUUCAAGACGGGGCAUCGGAAUCGCCGUACGCCUACAGCAACGGAAUUGAUUACAAAACCACAACAAUUCUGUUAGAUGGCCGAAGGGUCAAACUGGAGCUCUGGGACACAUCUGGCCAAGGCAGAUUCUGUACUAUUUUCCGAUCCUACUCCAGAGGAGCCCAGGGCAUCCUCUUGGUGUAUGACAUCACCAAUCGCUGGUCUUUUGAUGGCAUAGACCGAUGGAUCAAGGAAAUUGAUGAGCAUGCCCCCGGCGUGCCCCGGAUCCUGGUGGGCAACCGCCUUCACCUGGCCUUCAAGCGGCAGGUGCCCACGGAGCAGGCCCGAUCCUACGCAGAGAAGAAUUGCAUGACCUUCUUUGAAGUCAGCCCGUUGUGCAACUUCAACGUGAUUGAGUCCUUCACCGAGUUGUCCCGCAUUGUGCUGAUGAGACACGGCAUGGAGAAGAUCUGGAGGCCCAACAGAGUCUUCAGCCUCCAAGACCUCUGUUGUCGGGCCAUCGUCUCCUGCACGCCGGUCCACCUGAUCGAUAAGCUGCCUCUCCCGGUCACCAUCAAGAGCCACCUGAAAUCCUUCUCCAUGGCCAACGGCAUGAACGCCGUCAUGAUGCACGGCCGCUCCUACUCCCUGGCGAGCAGCGGAGGGGGCAGCGGCAGCAAAGGCAACAGCCUGAAGCGCUCCAAGUCCAUCCGCCCGCCACAGAGCCCGCCGCAGAACUGCUCGCGGAACAACUGCAAGAUCUCUUAG